Messenger RNA from Aureobasidium subglaciale EXF-2481, 1881 nucleotides. RefSeq lists its product as uncharacterized. The record is from RefSeq and is a predicted model, not a curated record. The coding region runs from base 1 to 1881 and encodes 626 amino acids. Gene Ontology annotation, molecular function: DNA-binding transcription factor activity. Gene Ontology annotation, biological process: regulation of DNA-templated transcription. NCBI's taxonomy places the organism in Eukaryota, Fungi, Ascomycota, Dothideomycetes, Dothideales, Saccotheciaceae. The transcript is spliced from 2 exons.
AUGGCUUUCCACUCUUCACAUCCUCACCCUUUUGGUUACGACUUAAAUGCCAAUCACCUGAAUUACGACACGCCUCAACAAUCAAAUCAACCCUCCAAGUACUAUCAAGAAACAAAACCUGGCGCAGAUCAACCGAUCAACAAUGCUGCGAUGAUGCAGGCAAACUCAUUGAGUCAAAAUUUUCGCAAAGACUCCGUCGCAACGAAUUCCGGCGCUCAGAAUGACGCUCCGACUUGGGAUCACAAGCAGAUAUAUCCCACCGCUGGUUACAAUACCUCACAUGUCUACCAAGGCGACAACAGUGGAUAUGCUCAACAUGACCACACCCAAGUCUACUCUACUACAUCCCAGGGCUGGAUGAUGUCGCCGACUGGCUCUGUGGACACGUCAGGCUUCGAAGGGUAUGCAGGAGCCAAGUACGAGAACUCGCCUUUCCCAGGUAGUCUUCCCUCAGAGCGAGCCACGUUCACUCCGCAUCCAUUCUCUCAGACUCGUCAUGUGUCGAGUCCGCCACAAGCUUCGUCGUCACCGCCAGCACACGCCGACUGGAUGGACAUGACCGGACCAAACAAACCCUUGAAGUCAGCAGACGUCAAGCCGAUCAAGCCUCGACAUCAGCCUAUACUCAGACGUGAGCAUCGUGACAGUAUACGGAAGAAGAAUGCAAAGAUUCCCAUACCGUCGGAGAUCACUCUUGAGAAUAUCGACGACUUGAUCGAGGGUUGUACUGAUGAAGACGAGAUGAAACAGCUAAAAGCGCAGAAGAGGCUUCUCAGGAACAGAGAAGCGGCACUCGCAUCUCGACAACGAAAGAAGAAGCACACUGAAAACCUCGAGCAAAAGGAGAAGCAUCUUGAGACCAAGCUUCUGUCCUUGCAUCAGCAGAUAGAUCAACUACGCCUGCAAGUCGAGACAGCAGAGAGUCAAAAGCAGUUCUUCAUAUCUGAACACAACAAAGCUCAUUCUAGGAUCCAAACAAUGCAGAUGGAGAAGGAAGACUUGAUUUGCAGCCACACGAAGGAGACUGCGCAUCUGCGAGGACAGAUAAAUUGGUAUCGCGAGCAAUUUGAGGCCACGAGUCCUGCUGCGCCAGCGAUGAGUGCAGCGCCGAGCUCUACUGGCUUCACUGACUUCAAUUUGGAGAUGGAUCAUUUGGCCAUAGAAGACCAGCCAUGGGAUAGGUUCAUCAGCGUACAGGGAGCUGAGAAUGUUGACUACCUUGGCGAUACCGCUGAAUCCUUUGCGACAAUUCAGCCUGUCAAACAACAACAGCAAGAAAUCGCAACAAGGCUAGGCACAGAGCAACCAGUCGCUUCGAGUAUCUUGUUCAUGCUGUUGCUAUGUGGAGCCUUCGUUGCGUCGAGAUCAUCGCCAGCCUCGAGAGAUACCGCGCAAGCCGGACUUAUUCCCAAGAUGCCCGAGGAAGUCAGAGCAGCAAGCACGGAAGUCUUGAAUAAUUUGCUCAAAGACAACCCCAAAGAGGUGUCACGUUUCCUCCCUGAUCUCACGCCUUCACAUCACUACCCUCGGGUGGCAGACAAUAUUUGGCCGCAGCACAACAAUAUGCAAGACUUGCACAAGCAUUUGACGUCUCCCACUGCGGCUCAGGAAGCGGAACAGGUUUUCGCAAUGACGCCAGAACAGUACAACGCGUUGACCACAUACCAACACAUGGACACCGUUGUCUCAGCACCAGCGACUCACAGUAUGCGGCCAGAUCUCGCGGAGACAUUGUCGCGCAUGAAAGAGGCCAGGGGACCGAGUAAGGCUGAGGUCUACACAAGAUCACUGCUUUGGGAGACUGUGCCAGAAGACGUGGUCAGAGCCUUCAAAAAGGCUGUUACCGACAAGCUGGAAGCAAAUGAUCUGAUGAAUGAGUAA